This is a messenger RNA of Glycine soja, 2090 nucleotides long. RefSeq names its product 1-aminocyclopropane-1-carboxylate synthase 3-like. The transcript is spliced from 3 exons. Gene Ontology annotation, biological process: biosynthetic process; amino acid metabolic process. Gene Ontology annotation, molecular function: 1-aminocyclopropane-1-carboxylate synthase activity; transaminase activity; pyridoxal phosphate binding. The coding region runs from base 396 to 1808 and encodes 470 amino acids. The record is from RefSeq and is a predicted model, not a curated record. Lineage: Eukaryota; Viridiplantae; Streptophyta; Magnoliopsida; Fabales; Fabaceae.
GGUGUUCACGUGACAUGAUGGGACGGUGGACAAAGCGCGUAUAAUUAACACAUUCAUUCGAAGGAUUUGCCUCUUCUUUCUUCAUUAGCAGAGAGACACACUACUUGGUCAAAAGUGUCGCAUUCAGCAUCACGUGGCCAUCUUUUCCAAUACAAUUCGGCAUAUAUAAAUACCCCGCUUAUGUACUGCUUCCCCCACCAAUCCUCUUCAACAAUAUUUUUUCAGUACAACAGGAUUAAGAGUUAGGACCUUCACUUUAUCGUCUCUCUACUCUCUCUUAUACAAUAUUCUUUCUUCUUCGAAUUGUUUUUCCAAGCUAUUCUAUUCCUUGAGCCUUUCUCCAAUUUUAUUUCAUUAGCUCUUUUCCCACCCUUAAUUUACCCCAAAAAACAAAAAUGAGGCUACUGUCUACAAAAGCCACAUGCAACUCUCACGGCCAAGAUUCUUCAUACUUCCUAGGAUGGCAGGAAUACGAGAAGAACCCUUUCGAUGAGGUUCUGAAUCCCAAGGGAAUUAUUCAGAUGGGUCUUGCAGAGAAUCAGCUCUCUUUCGAUCUCCUAGAGUCUUGGCUCGCAAAAAACCCUGACGUGCCUGGAUUCAAAAGCGAAGGCAAAUCCAUAUUCCGUGAGCUUGCUCUCUUCCAAGACUACCAUGGCCUCCCUUCCUUCAAGAAGGCAUUGGUAGACUUCAUGGCAGAGAUUAGAGGAAACAGAGUCACUUUUGAUCCCAAUCACAUUGUUCUAACAGCCGGUUCCACCUCAGCAAACGAGACCCUCAUGUUUUGCCUCGCGGAAAAAGGAGAGGCCUUCCUCCUUCCCACUCCUUAUUACCCAGGAUUCGAUAGAGAUCUCAAGUGGCGAACUGGGGUGGAGAUCGUUCCAAUACAAUGCACAAGCUCAAAUAACUUCCAAGUCACUGAACCUGCUUUGCAACAAGCUUAUCAAGACGCCAAGAAGCGCAACCUAAGAGUCAAAGGCGUGCUGGUGACAAACCCAUCGAACCCACUAGGCACUACAAUGUCCCGGGGUGAACUGAACCUACUCAUUGACUUCAUCAAAGACAAAGACAUGCAUUUAAUAAGCGACGAGAUUUACUCCGGGACCGUUUACAACUCCCCAGGCUUCGUUAGCGUCAUGGAAAUCCUUAAGGAUAGAAAUGACCUUGACAUUUGGGACAGAGUUCACGUUGUCUAUAGUCUCUCCAAAGACUUGGGUUUACCAGGAUUCCGUGUGGGCGCCAUCUAUUCUGAAAACCACGCCGUUGUGGCGGCUGCGACAAAAAUGUCAAGCUUCGGUUUGGUUUCCUCGCAAACCCAGUACCUCCUCGCAGCCAUGCUCGGUGACAAGAAGUUCACCAAAAACUACAUCUCUGAGAACCAAAAGAGGCUGAAACGACGUCAGAGAAACCUCGUUUCAGGCCUUCAGAAAGCAGGCAUUAGCACCCUCAAGACCAACAAUGCAGGCUUGUUUUGCUGGGUUGACAUGAGACACCUUCUCCAUUCCAACACAUUCGAAGCUGAGAUGGACCUUUGGAAGAAGAUACUCUACGAGGUUCGGUUGAACAUCUCACCAGGCUCGUCCUGCCACUGUACCGAACCUGGCUGGUUCCGAAUGUGUUUCGCUAACAUGUCCGAGGACACUCUAAACCUAGCCAUGAACCGGUUGAAGACCUUCGUGGAAGAGUCCAGCGACAACGGGUGCGCCAAGAAAAGAGUUCAGUCUUCGGGAACUUCUUCAAGAAGAAAGUCACUCUCCAAUUGGGUUUUCCGGCUAUCGUCUCGCGACCACCGUGAGCAAGAAGAACGAUAGCCAGGUCGUGACGUGAACUGUGCCAAGUCUGAACGCAUGCAUAAUUAACUUUAUUCAUUUCUUUUUCCUCCCCGAAUAUUUUUGGUGGAGUUACAAGUUAUAACCACUUGUUGUUAUUAAUUAUUAUUACUAUUUUUUCUUUUUGAAUGGUAAAAUUGUAGCUAGAGAGAGAAAGACGAGCACUCUGUCCGUUUGGAUGUGAAGUGUGGUCUUUAAUUAGUCAGCUACCAUCGUUUGUAUAACUUCUAUCUCAAUCAUCAAUAUAUUACCUUAUGCAUGAAA